Messenger RNA from Paramecium tetraurelia, 636 nucleotides. RefSeq lists its product as uncharacterized. Gene Ontology annotation, biological process: translational elongation. The transcript has a single exon. NCBI's taxonomy places the organism in Eukaryota, Ciliophora, Oligohymenophorea, Peniculida, Parameciidae. Gene Ontology annotation, molecular function: GTP binding; ribosome binding; GTPase activity. The record is from RefSeq and is a predicted model, not a curated record. Gene Ontology annotation, cellular component: ribonucleoprotein complex; cytosol.
AUGGUAAAUUUUUCAGUUGAUCAAAUCAGAGAGAUCAUGGACAAAUAAGACAACAUCAGAAACAUGUCAGUCAUUGCUCACGUCGAUCAUGGUAAAUCCACACUUACAGACUCAUUGUUAUGCAAAGCUGGUAUCAUUGCUUCCAAAGUUGCUGGUGAUGCAAGAGCCACAGAUACCAGAGAAGAUGAAAAGGAAAGAGGUAUUACAAUCAAGUCCACUGGUGUUUCUCUUUAUUAUGAAUAUGACAUUUAUGACAAUAAGACCUUAGAAAAGUUUUUGAUCAACUUGAUCGAUUCCCCAGGACAUGUUGAUUUCAGUUCUGAAGUCACAGCUGCCUUAAGAGUUACAGACGGUGCUUUAGUCGUCGUUGAUUGUGUUGAAGGAGUUUGUGUCUAAACCGAAACAGUGUUGAGACAAGCUAUGUAAGAGAAAAUCAAGCCAGUUGUCAUGGUUAACAAAAUCGAUAGAGCUAUCUUGGAAUUGAAACAUGAUGGUGAAACAAUGUAUUAAAACUUCGUCAGAGUCGUUGAUAUGGUCAAUGUCAUCAUCAACACCUAUUAAUAAGAAGACAUGGGUGAUCUCCUUGUUCAUCCAGAACUCGGAUCAGUCUCAUUUGGUUCAGGAAAGGAAUGCUGA